CCGAAAAGCCAAUCUGUUACCGAAGGAUACCCUGUAAACCUUAGUUGCGUAGCCUCAGGUAUUCCAACACCAACCUUCGUCUGGACUUUUAAUAAUGGUGACCUGCCAUCUGGUAUCAAUCAAACCGAUCACGAAGAAGAAUCAUUCCUAGUUUUGCCAAGUGUCAUGAAAAGGAUGAAUGGGACUUACAAGUGUACAGCAAAAAACAAAGUAAACACAACCAGUUCCUCAGCAACUCUGCGUGUUUAUGGUAAGUUCAGUUAUAAUGAUAUUGAUAAGGAUGAUGAUGAUGAUGAUGGUAACGACGACGAUGAUGACGUUGAUAAUGACGAUGAUAAUGUUGAAGAUGAAGAACAGAAAUAGGGAGAGAAGAAAUUAAGACAGGAAAAUGAACUCGUAAAUCCAUGGGCAAUGUCGACUGAGAAAAGGCAGUAGCGUAGAGAGAGUUUAGGCAAACUCUGCCCAUUUAUAGAGAAGGCAGAUCACGCUAUCUAACGGUUAAAUAUUUAUCCGGUCAAUGUGUGAUAGUAAAACGUAAAGCGUUAUCCACUAGAUAGAGUUUUAUUUUGUGGAUAGUGUUAUCUACCCUUCAAACGACCGGGGUCUGACCUUCAAAAAACGGAUGAUACCAGUGCUUAAUGCUAAUGUCCUUGGAUCUUUAUGAUUCCAAACGCAAAGAACUGCGUAGAUCUGAGUAGGAAAGAAACGCCUCUGUCCUAUCCAGCUAUCCAGAUAGCUCUCUAUCUGGAUGGUUGGUGAUAUUAAUUUUUAUUUUUAAUGCCGACCAGCAAAUUACUUUCCCACUAAGUUUCCUCUAUUGUUAUAUAUCAGGAAAAAUAGAGGCUCCCUCCAGCGGCUCACCUCCCUCCAGCAGCUCACCUCCCUCCAGCAGCUCACCUCCCUCCAGCAGUUCACCUCCCUCCACCAGCUCACUGGAGUGGUACUACAUUGGAGGACCUUUGGCUGCUAUCGUUUUUCUACUGGCGCUAAUUUCGUACAUUAAAAAACGCCGUGAGACAGGUAAAAUGUUACUAUACGAAAAUAAAAUGUCUUCAUAUGGCAGAUUGUGGCUUUUAAUACGUCAGUGUCUUGGAGCACGAAGGAGCUAUCUUAAGCAGGUCAUAUUCUGCAUUUCCAGCACUGAUUUUGAAGGUCCCUCUACAGUCCCGGCAAAGCCCAUUACUAAUCACAUAACAAAAAACGUUAUAAAUUAUAUGAAACUAAUUACCAUGAUAACGCACCUUAUUCCUUCUCCUGUUGUUUGACAAUAGAGUCAAAUAUAAGUUACACGUGGUUUCUGAGUCGCAAGCUUCAACUUAGUGAAUGAUGUCAUUCUUACUCACAACGAAGCGAUUUCUUUCAUCUCUUUCCAUAUAUCCUUUGAUAAUAGCCCCACCUGAGGUACCACCCAGACUGCAGUAAGUGAAUUCUCUUUUUUUUUAAUGCUCACUGUUUGAACGUGUGGUUAUUUCCGAAGUUUCUAACUCUUGAAUAAGUCUCAGGAGAGUAGUGAUAAGCGCCACUGCUGAGCAAAUGUCUUUUUAUCAGUUUUUCAGUUUGGACUGAUUAUAUUCACCAUCAAGACCACAUGGGCCAAAAUAAAAUUUUUUUUUCCUUUCGAAGCAAUGGCAGAUUUCGAAGCCGUUCUUAUCCAAUGGUAUCUUUGUAUCUUUCUUUUCUUUUGUUACCAGUAUGCCGGGUUGUGGGUGGCAUACUUGUAAAGAAGAAGAAAAGCUUUGACCCUUCGUCACUCUUUGUUACAUAAACUACAAUUGAAAUGCACUCGGAGUCUUUUAGACCGAUUUAAAAUACCACUCGAUAUAUCGAUUGUAGACAAUACUUCGGAUGGUUUUAAUUAGUAUUUCAUUUCUCGCGUUGGAGGCACGAUAUUUAUAUGAUGUAAAAUGCCGAAAAACACAGUCGGCGCUAGGUUUAUUCAAUAAAAUCUCCUCUCUGAGUCGAUGCGUCGAAAAAACGGGUUUAGCAAAUUAGCAUCAAAAUUUCACUUAUUUCAAUAAUUUUUUCAUUGGCAAGUGAUAAUUUUCUGAAGCACCCGGAAAUGAAACGAAAAGAAAUAAAUUAAAGUGAAGAUAUAGAGGAUAUCUUUACCACGUUAUGUUAAACCAGAUUCAAAGAAGGAAAAGAUAGAUGGGUAACAGAAAUAGUUGAAGUCUUGUUUCCAUCUGCAAUUAUUCAGUGAAGGGGAAGAUGAAGUUGAGAUGGAUCAGCUGAACGCAAACACAGAUGGAUGGGAAAUUGCAGUUGAGCGCCUGAACUUUCGCGAGUAUAUUGGCAAAGGGGCAUGUGGUUCAGUAUGGCGAGCGCUACUGGGUCGUUCUCGAGGCAGACCUGGAAAUCGCACGGUUGCUGCGAAAUGCUACCUACGUAAGUACUUUUUCAGAUCUUUCUUUCAUACAAAGCUUGAUUAAACUAUCCUUUUUUAAUUUAUCUUAAUAAAGAGUAUUUCACUUAGAACAUGCUUUAUUUACGUACCUGAUACAUAACAUGGAUAGCAUAAAAACUACGCGUUGUUAAAAUGAUUUUCCAGCUGGCAUGUCAAAUUGUUGGCGGAUGGUUCCCGGGGGACCAGUUGUUAAGUCUUUUGUCAUACAACCCUACUAACACACAACAGAACACGAAUAUCAUUUGAAGUAUUAGAAGCUGUGGAGAAAAAUUACAAAUUUAUCGGUUAAAUUGCAUUCAAACGAAUAAAAGCGGAAAAUACUAUAAUACUGAAAAUGUCACUCCGUCGUAUAUUUUGUGAAAUUGCUCGCUUAUAAACUUUUGAUAGGAAAUAAUAUCAUGUGACCUCAAAGAAACCUCGAGAGGGUGAGUCUGGCGAAAAACACUCGGAGCCGUUUGCCAGUCUAGUGGUGGUGGUAUGAUCUUCUUCCGCUGGAAAAGCUGAAAAUCACAAUGCAAUAGAACCUGUAUGAAGCAGUCAGCUUGUAAUAAGCUAUCGGUUUUCAAAGUCCCGAAACUUUCCUCCUUUACUUAUAGUGCUUUUUAUUUCAAGCAGUUGUGGUCACCCUUUACUGUGGCCCAACAGCCUAUUUGUAAUGUUCCCCACCUUUAUCGAACGGUCACUAAAGCGGGAGUAAUCAAAUAAAAUUAAGAAUAAUCUUUCAAGUGAAAUUUAAUCCAUGUUUAUCUCCCAAAAUCAAUGUUAGGAAUAUUUUUGAGCGAGGUUAAGUAUGUUAAGUGGUCCGUGAUGACAUAGGGUGGCAUUUUUAAACUUUUAUCAAUAGUAGCCCUACUCCGAGGAACCAAUAUUAAACGGUCAACCAUUUUCCGUGCGUGACCGCCAAAUACAGGUUCGACUGUAACAAGCUUACAGAGUCAAAUGAAUUUACAAUAACUCUGGGAAUGCUUACGAAUUAUUGUAGCUUUUAAUAAGAUAAAAGCAAGGAUUAUCUAAUUUAUGAACUAGCAUGUAUUUGCAGCAUGUGUUUAAAAAAAAAACUGUCUCAAAUAUAUAUUCGACCGACUAUUAGGUAUUAUAACAGAUAGAAUUUCUAGGCUUAAUUGCGUCUCUACUUUUGUAAGUUAUCUGUCAACAAUUGCAUGGUUCAAUGGGCUUGCCUAGUUAACAACAAUGCUCGAGAUGUGCAGCGUUUUCUUAGCAAAUAAUUUUUUCAACGAGGAUGAAUCUAUUUUGGAAAUUUCAUGUUCAAUACAAUUGAAAAAUACGGCUAACUGACAUUUUUGUGGCAAGUAUAGAUUAUAUGGAGUUUAGUAAACUAAUUUUUUUUUAUGUAGACCAAAUGCAUUAUAAUUUGCGCUGGUAAUAUAACACCAAGCAUACAACAAUUCCAGAUGUGGAUGUUUACCACAUAAUUAAUUGUGUCUCUCUUGACAUGCAAAGUUUGUUUGUUUAUCUAGUUUUUGUGUGGUUUCCUAGCAAUCUCCGGAGAGAAAGGAAGGAAGGCCCUGCUGAGAGAGAUCGAGUUAUUAAAACUCUUUGGAAGGGAGGGCCAUGAAAAUGUUGUUAAGUUCAUUGGUUGUGUCACAGUUGGAGGUAAUCAGCUAUUGUUAUGAUUAUAAUCAGCUAAUUCACAGCAACGAUAGAAACAUCUCUGAGUUCAACCACUGGUACAAUUACUUCUAUCAGUAUUCUUAGUCCUUGCUAAGAUGGUGUACUAAUUCAAUGGUUAUUUUCAAUUUUUGACUGUUUUAAAUGAAUUUACUUCGCAUUGUAUGAGGGGCAUUUUACUUGGAAGAUGUUAGCUCUAAAAUCUACAUGUUAAUUGUAAUAAAAACUUCAACUUACGAUGGCAAGUCUUUGUCUAUUUAUCUGCCAUCUCUGUUUUUUGUCUGUCUGUCUGUCUGUCUGUCUGUCUGAUUUCUAUCGGCCGUAUUUGUCCGUCUAUUUUCUAUCUGUGUGUUUUUCUUCUUUCACUUUCCCUCUCUGUCUCUACUUUGAUUCAUUAUAGAUAUAACUUGAGGUAUGACUAGAUAAAGCAUGUACAAUUCAAACACGUUUUGGAACUUCUGCACUGCUUGCCGUAAAAUAAUUUUCUUGUUUUUCCUUUUAGCUCAGCCAAUACUUAUUAUGGAGUACCUGUGGCGAGGUGACUUGCUGGGUUAUCUCAGAAAAUCCAGGGGGGUUUUCGACCAAUAUCAUCAUGGGGUCGGAAUUGUCGACCACUUGACAACAUAUGACAUGGUGCUGUUUGCUAAACAGAUCGCACAUGGUAUGACUUUCCUCGCGUCCAGAGGGGUAAGUGCUCAAACUCUUUCUGGUUAGCAUGUGGUCCUGCAUGUGAUAAAAUGGCAUGACUUGCAAAUCGUCAAAAAGUUAUACUCCAUACGGCUAAAAAUAUCCAGCAGAUUAGAGUCACUAUUUCACAGAGAAAUGGUCUGACAUUAGCAUGAUGUUAAACUUUCUACCUAUAUUUUACUUUUUUUUUUUUUAUGUAGUUUAUAAAAGUCCCUUUUAGCAGAUCAUAUAAUUAUUUGUUUUCGAUUUCAGAUAAUUCAUCGCGAUCUUGCAGCUCGUAACAUUCUUCUUGAUGAGCAUCGUGUCUGCAAGUUGACUGACUUUGGGCUCUCUUAUCAGGAUUUCAAAUACGGCCCAGGAAAUGCCAAGAAGGUAAUUUGCAGAAUUUUUUCAUCAUUUAGUCAAUUGGUUUUGGGGCUGCUGGUACGGAAGAUAAAAAUGUGAAGAAUUAAAAUAUUACUGUCCUUACAAACCUUUCUUUUCAGUUAUACAGUCUUACUGCAAAACAUAUGUCCCUUUAAUGGGAAGCCAUUCUAAGCGUAUCGAAGCUUUCACAGAAAAAAAAAAUUAUACCAAGGGAGUAAACACAGGAAAUAAGAAAGCCGAAAGAGAUAUUGAUCUCUGAAUAACAAAGAUACAAACUCGAAGGGCAAAGUAACACAGGAAAUUUAAAGCAAAAGGAGUGUCUGAAUUGUUUUCAUAGAAUUUGUAUAAAGGUGUCUACUGCUGUUGACUUUAUCGUGAAUCCUCACAUCACGGUUUUAAUCUAAUAUGCAAAUUAUUUUAGGAGCUGUAUACAAGCCUCUUUAGAUUUCAGAUGUUUAUAAUAUUUUGGUUACUCAUCCAGGGAUGUAUCCCAAUCAAAUGGACUGCACCCGAGAUUCUCUCUGGACAUGUGGAACAGCUGUCAACCAAAAGCGAUGUGUACGUACUGUAUUGGUUAUUAUCUACAUAUAUUCCGAGAGUGAAUAUUUUUUACGAUUCUACCUUAACGUAGCGAGGGAAACUAGAAUAUUCAGUGCUCUAUUGAUUAGAGAGUUAUUAGGAAACGUUAAGCUGAGGAACAGCUGAGUUUACAGUUGUAGUAUGAGACUAUAUGAAUAUUAACUUUAACGACCAAUAUCCAAAAUUUGAUUAGGACAAGAAAAGACGGAUGAAAGGAUGAGUGGAUAAUCAAACUAAUAAAUAUGGCGUUUUCUCUUUGGGAGGUUGCUUAUAUCUUGAUGGCAUGUUUUUAAACAUCCCAAGUAUCUGAGUAAUUAUUAUCUUUCUACGCCAGUUGAGAUAUAUCGUCAUCCUUCCAUUUCUUUGACAGGUGGUCCUACGGCAUCGUCUUGUAUGAAAUCUUCACUGUCGGUACUUAACUUAUUUGUUACUUUAUAUUCAGGAAAUAUACUUGCCGAAAUUGCAUGCAUAAUUACUAACUGAUGAGUGAUACCGAGUGGACAAAAGAGCAUUGUACAAUAGAGAAGUAGAAGCAACACUCAAUGUCGCUGAUAAAUAAAGUCAUGACGAUGCAUAGCAACUUGAAAUAAAGUUUAAGUAGAACGGAAAGUAUUUAGUACAUUAUUGAAAAACCUUAAAUCCAUUGCUACACUUAAAUUUGUUUUUUUUACAAUACUCUUUCAUCUGAUAUAAAAACGAAAUGUAUUUCAGCAAUUAAUUGUCGUUUUGACAGAAGAAUCAUUUCGAUCGCGCUGAGAGGAAUGAAAGUGAUUACAACAAAAAAAGUGUGCUUUUUUGGCCAACAGAAAAAAACCAUUAUUUUUCCACAGGAGGCAUUCCUUACGAUGGAUGGUCUCAAUCCACGACAAUGAAAAAAAUCGAAGAAGGUUAUCGUCUGCCAAAGCCUGAACAUAUCGACGACAGUUUGUAAGUGUUGCUUCCUCUGUGUGGCAUGUCAUAUAAGUCAAAAGCAACAUCGAUUGCUGCUGUGGUCAGGUGUUUUUGAUACACUCGCUCUGAAUAAGUAGCCUUCCUAAGAAAUUAAUUUUAUCUUGUCACUACAAAAAUUAAAAUGAAAAGUUAUUGAGUCAAAUAAAGAAUACGAUGGGUUUUUCAUCACAGAAUUCGUUUGAGCUGCAAUGUAAUGAGAUAAACCUAGCAUUUCAGUUAUUUUUGUAACUAGUUGUGGUUUCUCAACUUUGCUACUUGCAAUAUGUCCCUGUGUUUUUCUAUAGAUACGCGGUGAUGUUAAACUGCUGGAAAUACGAAAGCGCCAGCCGGCCACACUUUGUGAAGCUCUACCAAACAAUGGAUACAUAUAUUAAAACAAAGGUUUGCCAUACAGCGUCUAAUUCAGGAUAAACUUCAGAAAUUGAAAUUGGUAUCCUACCAAGUCAAUUGGGAAUUUCUUUGUGAUGUCAGUGUAGGCGCAAGAAUUUGUAUUAUCAUUUUUUGUUAGUGUUGGUGUUUCAUAGUUUCGUGUUAGGUGUUUAUUUUCUCGUCUUCAUUAGUGUCCUUUGUCAGUUACCAGUUUUGUACUUGUUAUAUUUAUUUGCAUAUCGUAUAUAUAUUGGUUGCGCGUAAUUUAUUUGGUUAGUUGUCUAGUUGCGAAAAUUAUCGUUACAUAUCUAGCUCUGGGUUUCAUGUUUUCGUCUUUGGCUUGGUCACAUUCGUCUUUUAGCGUAUUCAACAAUGUGUCAAGUUUGUUCUAGUAAAGUUUGAAAUGCGAGUGAUUAGCGUUUGCGGCUAUAGUCAGAACGCAUUUACAACCCAGCCACUAACAAUUUGUGAAUUCAGUUUCAUCAUGAACCAAUGUUACUUUUAAACAUACGCAAGUGUGGUUACGUCAUGUCAGUCUGGAUCAUCCUUAUUUUCCCUCUGUUGUCUAUGCACAAGAAAGAACGGAACAGAUCGUAAAAUAACACUUUUGGAAAACUUUGACAGAAAGGAAGACCUUACCUGACUUUUAUUCUUAUCAAUUCAUGCAAGUACUAAUGGUUCUUGUCUUUGUGAUUGAUAUCUGAUCUGCUCUUUUUUUUCUUUUUAGUGACUCAUUUUUGGAAUUUCUUUGUUGAAUUUUUGAAAUUCAUUCGUUCAAGAUUUUUUAACUCAUGCAGUUCCUGAUUACCUUCUAAUAUUUUUCAUAGACAUAUGUAGAUAUCUUUGACGAUGACAAGUAUGAUCAGGAUAAGUACAACUCUGUCGAUGACCGUGGAGCUGUUGCAAACCCAGAAGAUGCAGGACCGGACGAGCUAGGAGCAGCUGCAGCAAAUCCCAUCAGUGAAGUGGGUGAACACGAUGCUACGGCACAUCCCUUUCUGGUUGCAGUGGACGAUGAUGCUACAGCUUUCCCUCUUGGAAUUAACGUAGGAGACGAAGGAGCACCUGCAACAAAACCCGACCGUGAAGUGGGUGAACACGGUGCUACGGCACAUCCCUUUGUGAUUGCAAUAGACGAUGGUGCUCAAGCUUUCCCUUUCGCUAUUAACGUACCAGAGAAAGAGGCAGCUGCAGCAAAUCUCUCCCAUGAAGUGGGUAAGCACGCUGCUGCUGCACAUACCUUUGUGGUUGCAAUUGACGAUGGUGCUACAGCUUUCCCCUUCGCUAUUAACUUACAAGACAAAGAGGCAGCUACAGGAAAUCUAGCCCGUGAGGUGGGUAAGCACGGUGCUACGGCACAUCCCUCUAUGGUUGGAAUUGACGAUGGUGCUACAGCUUUCCUUCUCGGAAUCAAAGUAGGAGAAGAAGGUUGCGCAGCAUACCCAUUUGAGAGUGAUAAGAAAAAUAUGGAUGCCCCAGCUUACCCUUUGGAGAGCGAUACUUUACCAUACCUUAGCGAGAACGAGGAAGGAGAUGUUGAUGAUUCCGAGUGCCCUCUUGCGAUUGAGGAAGAAGAAAUUGAUGACUCCGAGUGCCCUCUUGCGAUUGAGGAAGAAGAAAUUGAUCCUUUACCAUCCUCCCUGGUGAUGGACGAAAACGGUCUAGCUGCUUCAGCAUGCCCCCUUGUGACUGACGAAGAAAAUUCUGAUUCUUUAGCAUGCCCCCUUGUGGUUGAGGAAGAAGAUUCCAAUAACUCAGCAUGCUCCCCUGUACCUGGGGAAGAAGAUUUGGACGCUACAGGAUACCUUUCUGUUACUGAAAAAGAAGAUCCUACCUCUUUUGCACACUCCGCAAAUGAGGUGAAUAAACCCGAUGCCUCACCAUUCCCUUAUGUGAUCGAGGAACCAGAUCUUGAUUCUUUAGAAUACAAUCCUCUGAUCGAAAAAAAAGGCCUCAGUGAUUCCGUCUUCCCUCCACAAACCCCGACUGAUGACGAAGAAGGUGUAACAAGUGAACCUGAAAAUAACGUUGGUUAUGAAGGUGCUGUAGCAUUUCAAUCUGAAAAGGAGGCAGUAGAAGAAGAACCUAAGACUUGCCAACUAGAGAACACGAAGGAUGAACAAGACGAUCUUGGAAACAAUAUGGACGACAAAAGUGAUGCUGUAGACCUUCUUGAAGGGGAGGCUGGCGCACAAGAGUAUGAUGGUAAUCAACUUACUGUUGCGGAUACAGACGAAACUGGAAGUGACGAAGACGAGGAGUCAUCUGAAGCAACUCCUCUUGUGCAGGACUGA
Molecule: messenger RNA, 9279 nt
Organism: Pocillopora meandrina
Lineage: Eukaryota; Metazoa; Cnidaria; Anthozoa; Scleractinia; Pocilloporidae
Source: the annotation of a GenBank genome assembly